AUGAAGCUCUAUAAACCCCUUCUCCUACUCCUGAAUAACUUUUCAUUCCUCACAGUCGGCACACUUAUGCUACCUAAAGAGCUCGCCCACGCGAACGUUGAAUUGCUUGAAGAAAAUCGAGCACUAAAUCGAGCACUAAAUCAAGUUGUGGAGCAAGUCCCCCAGCCACAAAACAGUAUAGCCUAUGGGUCUCCAGGCCUGGAGCAUACUUCUCAAGCAGACCUGCUAGCUCACCUUUAUGCCAUUGAAAAACAUCUUAUGGGAGACACGGAUCGUUUUUCACCGGAGACAGGGUUUCAAACAAAUUUUCACAAUGUCCAAGAAGUUCACGGUCACGGACUUGAUUUUCAUCUUCCAGCUGAAACUUAUAGUCAUAUAACAAAACUUAAAAGCAACAAGCGAAAAAACGAAGAAGCUCAUAUCAAUUCGGUUUCGUCUACCAUAAAGAAAGAGAAACAUUUGAAGUCUAAUCCAGAGAUGUGUAAGAGUUCUCUUAUUGAUCGGCCAUCAUCAUCAAACAUUCAAGGUAUCUCAGAGCAACCAAAUUGUGUUGCCGUAUCAAAAGAAUCUGAAGAAUCAAGAUUACUGGAUAUGCUUCACGAGGAAGGAAACCUUAUACUUCAGGCAAACCCAAGGCUACAUCACCAGAUAGCUUCUGAUCUUGGUACUCUGUUAGAUUCCUUUUUCGCGAGGUAUGGAAACGGUCAACAAUGGGGUUAUGGAAUGAUAAACCUCCCAGAAUCGGUUGAGAAGAUAAAGACUGAUAUAGUCACAAGGUAUUUUGGUGGUUUGAUGGUCAUUUUCCAUGAUGUUCAAAAAGGACCUUCUUCCAAAGACUUACUUGCUGAUGGGUGGAGGAUCCUGUACCAAGAACUGAACAUGGCAAUUUUCUCUCCCUACAAUGAAUUCUAUAAUCUUGCCGGACCAAAAAAUGGAUCAAGAAGUAAAAGCAUAAGCAAGAAUGUUCUCCUUGAAGACAUACUGAAGCUCAGAUUGAAUUCUACCAUACCCUCAUCCCUGGUCCCCAAUCUAAUUGAGAUCUGGGCCAAAGAGACUCCUUUCACCCCCCAUAAAUAUGGAAUCAAUCUUGAAGAAUUUCUGAUUUCAAAAAAAAUACCCAUGCCAAAAGGACAAAAGAGGAAAAGAAAAGCUGAAGAUGUUUCACAAGACUAUACAGUAGAGUCCUACAGUACUUUAUGGAUUUCAAUGAAGAAAAAGGCAUAUGAUCCUAAGAAUCACAUCAAGCAACGACUUUCAAGUUUUCUUAUAUAUUUUGGAAGAGUGGAGGUCAGGAUGCCCAGAACCCUUCUUGAAAAAAUUAAAACCUUCUUUGUCAGCCUUGAAAAGGAUAUUUUACAUGGACUUCCUGGUAUGGGAACCAAAAUUACCAACAAAACCAGCACAGUUCCAAUUAUGGAAUCAGAAUCCAUCAAGGAAAGAGUUCAUCUUGUGAUGAAAAAUUCCAAUGAAAAUAUUUUACCAGCUUUCCUUGCCAUCCUGUGGCUAACACAUCAAGAACAAGUAUCAGAGAUUCCAUGGGAAUAUAUGUGUAGAAGUGGUUGGGAUUUUCUAGAGGGUUAUUUUUCUGCUUGGAAACAAGUAUUGUUGGGAAAUCCUAAUCCUGUGAUUGGAGUUUCUAGAAAGAAGUUAUUCACAGAGAUUGAUUGGUCUAAUGCUUCUGACACAAUUAAUUACCUGGCAUUUCUUCCAUAUCAUGGGCAUAUGACCUUGGAGCCGGUGUGGGAGCUUGCAGAUGGAUGGUAUGAUACUUUGAAGAGAAAAGAAGGGGGAGUAAUUGGGGCUCUGGGACACAUGGUUUAUCAACCAAGUAGAUCAGUCAUUCAAAGAAUAUAUCAACAUAUCUUGGGGGAAAAGAGAGGGUCCCUGCAUGAGAGAGGAGAUGAAUCACACAAACAUGAACGGCUUCCAUAUGUUCACUCAAAGCCUGGUCGUGUUCUGGUUCACUUUGGAACACAAAGAAUGAAGAAGCAAAACCCACUUUGGGAACAGAUUGGAAGCUUUUUCAAAGAUCUUCAAACAGUCCUGCUUACAGCAUUGAGAUCACAUUCAGAGCAUAAAAGCAAUUUGUCCAGGAUUGGCUCUGUCCUGAAUGAUGAUAUGAUCUACAAUUCCAUAAAGAUAGCACAACAAAAACUCACACCACAAUUCAUGGCUCUCUUAAUGCUAAUACAUGCAGAUCAAAAUGAGAAUAAGAAAUGGAAAGCUAUUUGUGAAAGUGGCUGGAAAUUUUUGAAAAAUUAUUUUUCUGAAUGGAUAGAUCUUUUGAUUUCAGAUCCCCCACACUCAAUCUCCUUGCCUCAACCCCGGGAAAUAUAUCAGCUUGAUGAUUGGUCCAGCAGUAAAGAUGUAUUUCAAUAUAUUUCAAAAGCUUGUCCAAGUGAGAUAACUUCUAUGAAACCAGCCUGGUUCCUGGUGGAACAGUGGUAUGAGAAAAUUAUUGUUACUGAGGGAGGUACCUUCAUUUCACUUGGGUUCCAUCUUUCGCCUCCAAAUAAAGCCAAAAUCAGGAAUAUUAUCAAAGAACUUGAAAUCAAUCAACCAAGAAAUAAACAUUAUCAUCAUUAA
This is a messenger RNA of Melampsora larici-populina 98AG31, 2586 nucleotides long. RefSeq lists its product as uncharacterized. NCBI's taxonomy places the organism in Eukaryota, Fungi, Basidiomycota, Pucciniomycetes, Pucciniales, Melampsoraceae. The transcript has a single exon. The coding region runs from base 1 to 2586 and encodes 861 amino acids. The record is from RefSeq and is a predicted model, not a curated record.